Racocetra persica is the source of this 927-nucleotide messenger RNA. The record is from the annotation of a GenBank genome assembly. Lineage: Eukaryota; Fungi; Glomeromycota; Glomeromycetes; Diversisporales; Gigasporaceae.
UCUUUAGGUGCUUACGGAAUUCCUAAAGGCAGUGCUGCUAAAUCUGCGUUGGGUAAAUACGCGACCGCUAUUAGUGAAGAAACUGGCAUCCCACCGUUAUCGGUGCAGGGUAUGGUUGCGCCCGCAAACACGAUCAGUGAAGAUGAAUUAGUUCAAGAACUUAAGGAAGCAGAGAAACGACGCAUAUACGAAGCGACACACAUGGGACGUGUUCCUGUAGUUGGACCUGCAAAUAAAGUCGCCGAAGCCGCCGAAAAACUCGAACACGUGGUAAAAAUUGAUAAAGGUGAAGAAAUUUCGCCCACUGCCCAAUAUCGAAAACCUAUAGUUGCGAAUAAUAACCGUUCAAGGGCAAUAAUUACUACUUCUAUUUCUGAAGAAGGUGAGCUACUUCAUGAAGGUGUUGCACAUAGCAAGGAAUUGGAACACCUUGCCCAAUUGAAGGAUGUUGCUGCGGAGCAUGCUAAGCGUGAAGGGACGGUGGCCGGUGUUCCUCGUGGAAGUACUACCUCGGUUGCUCAAUCGGCUAUGGGUAAAUAUGCCACCGCUGUAAGUGAAGAAAUCGGUGUUCCAUCAUUGACGGUUCAAGGCAUGGUUUCCCGCACGGGUCGUCCUGUCGAUGAGCAUAAAUUGGCGGAAGAGUUGAGGGAAGAAGCACAGCAACGUGCAGAUUAUGAGAUGAGGGUUUUCGGUAGCGUUUCGCCCACAGGUCCAGCAGCAAAGGUUGAAGAAGCCGCAGAAAAACUAGCACAAGUUUUAAAACUCGAUGACGUUCAGGUUCCCUCAAAACAAGAUACAAGCGUUCCUAGUCAACCAGUGAGUAGCACCCCAUCCGGGCGACCACAAGAAAGAUUUGACACAUCCAGUCAACAAACUCUGCAACAAAACGUUUCUUCAUUACCUCAAACUACUGUUGAGGGGCCGCAA